AUGCCACCGAGAUUCCGCAGAAAGGCUGAGGCACUCUCUGCUGUGUCGACCGCUCAGGCACCGUUCUCCUCGAAGAACGAGGAUGACCCUCCAGAACCGUGCAUGUCAGGAGCUCAAGAACGAUGCGCGCCGGCCCGGUCUGGAGAGUAUACCCGGAGGGCUUCCACGUCCAGCACGCGGACUACGCGCAGUGCGCACAGUCGGUAUCGCGGGAUGCGCGUAUUGCUGAACCAGACACGCUUGGACCGGCUCCGCGGUGUUCAGGCGACCCAUCGAACAGUACAGGAGGUCAAGGGCCUGCUUGAGCUACUGCAGGAGGAAGUGCGGCAGCUGCAGGAUAUGUGCGCGAGACUAUUGCCAGACGAUGCCCGAGUUGCAAGCGGCAAUGAGGCGCGAGCUGAUCUAGAGGUCGUGGCAUAG
Messenger RNA from Postia placenta MAD-698-R-SB12, 420 nucleotides. RefSeq lists its product as hypothetical. NCBI's taxonomy places the organism in Eukaryota, Fungi, Basidiomycota, Agaricomycetes, Polyporales, Adustoporiaceae. The record is from RefSeq and is a predicted model, not a curated record. The transcript is spliced from 2 exons. Bases 1 to 420 code for a protein of 139 amino acids.